CCAAGUUGGAGUACUAGAAAGCAGAGGCCGGUCACCGAUCGUUUCUCUUCUUCAUUGCUCCACCUCCCGUCAUCGUCAUAUACACAACUACUAUAGAAGAUUGAGUGAGAUCGUCAUGGCGCCUCAGGAAUUGCAUGACGAUGUUGGUAAGCACAAGGAGCCGCCCACUUCUACUUGUACCACCACAAUCAGCAACAACAGCCCUUCCGGUGCCGUCCAUCCUACCACCUCCAGCCCACCGUCGGUUGCCUCCGGCCACCGCUCCGCCGCGAACUCCUUCCCUCUCGUCCUCAAGUUUGAGGAAGUGGUGUACAAAGUGAAGGUUGGGCAAACGACGGGGGGAUUGUGCGCGAGGGUGUCGUCGGCGUGCGCGGUGAUCGGCGGCGGGGCGGCUGACGGGAAGAAUAAGGCUGCCGUGUUGCCUCCGAGGGAGAAGACGAUCAUCAGCGGGAUGUCCGGGGUGGUUCGGCCGGGGGAGAUGCUGGCGAUGCUGGGCCCGUCUGGGAGCGGCAAGACGACGCUUCUGACGGCGCUAGGCGGGCGACAACGGCACGCACUGCUGUCCGGGAAGAUCACCUACAACGGGCAGCCCUUCUCCGGCGCCGUCAAGCGCCGCACAGGUUUCGUGACGCAGCACGACGUGCUGUACCCGCACCUCACCGUGUCAGAGACGCUCUGGUACACGGCGCUGCUCCGGCUCCCCCGCGCGCUGGGCGCCGGCGAGAAGCGCGCGCAGGCGGAGGCUGUGGCGCGGGAGCUGGGCCUAACCAAGGUGGCCAACAGCAUGGUCGGCGGCGUCCGCGGCGUGCGCGGCCUCUCCGGCGGCGAGCGCAAGCGGGUCAGCAUCGGGCUGGAGAUGCUAGUGGACCCGAGCCUUCUGCUCCUCGACGAGCCCACCUCCGGGCUCGACUCCACUACCGCGGCCAGGAUAGUCGGCACGCUCCGCCGCAUGGCCGCCGGCGGCGGGCGUACGGUGGUGGUGACCAUCCACCAGCCGUCGUCCCGCCUCUACCACAUGUUCGACAAGGUGCUCUUGCUUUCCGCGGACGGGCGACCUGUCUACUACGGCCGCGCCGCCGACGGGCUCUCCUACUUCGCCUCCAUCGGCUUCGCGUCGCCGCUCUCCCUCAACCCCGCCGACCUCAUGCUGGACCUCGCAAACGGUAUCGCGCCGGAUACGAGCGGCGACGGCUGCGGGGUAGCGGCGGCGGUGCCUGGCGGCGGGAGCGAGGCAGAGCAGAAGGAGGUGAGGGGCAAGCUGGCGGCCGCGUACGAGCGACACAUUGCUCCUGCGGUGAAGCUGGACAUAUGCUCGAGCGAGGCGUGCGGCACCGGCGACGGCGUGCAUGGGGCACGGCGACGAGGCACCGCAAGGGUGGAGUGGACGGCCGGGUGGUGCACCCAGUUCUCGGUGCUGCUCCGUCGCGGGCUCAAGGAGCGCCGCCACGAGUCGUUCAACAAGCUCCGGAUCUUCCAGGUGCUGACCGUGGCGUUCCUGGCGGGGCUCCUGUGGUGGCGCACGCCGGCGGCGCACCUGCAGGACCGGACGGCGCUCAUCUUCUUCUUCUCCGUCUUCUGGGGCUUCUUCCCGCUCUACAACGCCGUCUUCGUCUUCCCGCUGGAGCGGCCCAUGCUGCUCAAGGAGCGCUCGUCGGGGAUGUACCGCCUCUCCUCCUACUUUGCCGCGCGCACCGCCGCCGACCUCCCCAUGGAGCUCGGCCUCCCCACGGCGUUCGUGAUCAUACUCUACUGGAUGGGCGGCCUCGACCCGCGCCCGGCGUCCUUCAUCCUCUCCCUCCUCGUCGUGCUGUACAGUGUCCUCGUGGCCCAGAGCCUCGGGCUCGCCGUCGGCGCGGUGCUCAUGGACGUCAAGCAGGGGACCACGCUCGCAUCCGUCAUCACCAUGGUCUUCCUCAUCGCCGGCGGCUACUACGUGCAGCACAUCCCACCCUUCGUCGGGUGGCUCAAGUGGCUCAACUACAGCUUCUACUGCUACCGGCUCCUCCUCGGCAUACAGUUCCCCCACGGCGGCGGCGUCUACGACUGCGGCGGCGGCGCGCUCUGUCCGGUCUCCGAGUUCCCCGCAAUCAAGGCCGUCGGUCUGAACAACCACUGGAUCGACGUCUGCGUCAUGGCGCUCCUCCUCGUCGGCUACCGCGUCGUCGCCUACCUCGCCUUGGACCGCCUGCAGCAGAGGUGAUUGAAAUGAAGUCCACGAAGAUGAGAGUAUAUUUCAACCCAUCCACCAAGAGCUAGUUAACUGAGCCAAAACGGAUUAGUAAUUGACCGGCCGGGAAACCUAGCUAGUACUGUAGCUGAUUGUUCUUUUGAAGGCCGGCCGCGUCUUGGCUCGAUGGAUUAAUUGCGAUCGAGACCUGAUGAGGCUCGAUCUUGGCGGGAACAGAGAGCAGAGGAAGGAAGAAGUUCGUAA
This is a messenger RNA of Lolium rigidum, 2431 nucleotides long. RefSeq names its product ABC transporter G family member 14. The transcript has 3 exons. Gene Ontology annotation, molecular function: ATP hydrolysis activity; ATP binding; ABC-type transporter activity. Lineage: Eukaryota; Viridiplantae; Streptophyta; Magnoliopsida; Poales; Poaceae. The record is from RefSeq and is a predicted model, not a curated record. The coding region runs from base 116 to 2200 and encodes 694 amino acids. Gene Ontology annotation, cellular component: membrane.